Molecule: messenger RNA, 1912 nt
Organism: Eurypyga helias (sunbittern)
Lineage: Eukaryota; Metazoa; Chordata; Aves; Eurypygiformes; Eurypygidae
Product: suppression of tumorigenicity 18 protein-like
Exons: 10
Biological process (GO): regulation of transcription by RNA polymerase II
Cellular component (GO): nucleus
Molecular function (GO): zinc ion binding; DNA-binding transcription factor activity, RNA polymerase II-specific; RNA polymerase II cis-regulatory region sequence-specific DNA binding
Source: RefSeq, a predicted model, not a curated record
AUGAAGUCUACUUCUAAUAGAGAACUAGUAAGCCCUGUUACUGAGGGAGUUCAAGUUAAACUGACUGCAACCCAGGAAAAGGUGAAAAUUGGUCCAAGGGAUAGGUUUUCCUAUUUACCAAAUGGAGAGGAUGAGUUCCUGGUUUUCGUGCCUGUGGAUGAAGAAAUCAUCUUGAGAGCUCAAGAAAAUACAAAGAAUGAAUGUCAGGAUUAUCUGUUAAAUGAGGCAAGGCAUCUUGGGCUGAGUGACGAAUUUGGUCCUUUGGAAUCUGCACAUAUUUUCACCUGGAAGCAGGCAAAGAUGGAUGCAGAUGGGGAAAAUAAAAAGCUGCGCACACGCUCAAAAGGAACCAAGGUUCAAGUGGACUCUAUAGCUCAAGAGCUCAGUGCCUACAAAUGCUCCAUGGCUAAGAAGAGAAAAGCCGAAGAACAGGUAUCAGGCGUUCCCGUCAACAAAAGGAAGUCCCUGUUAAUGAAACCUCGCCACUACAGUCCCAGCUUGGAAUGCAAAGAAGAAAAUGAAGACAGGACUGAUUUACAGGAAGAGAUCAGUGUCCUUGAAAGCAUCUCAACUCCAGAGGAAAGCGCUCCAAAAUCAUCUGAGGAAACCCCUCAUCCAGGUGUGCAUGAAAAUUCCAGUCAAAGAAAAGAUAACUACUCUAGCUAUCAAGACUCUGUGCCCAAAUCUUUGAUGAACAUGGGAAAAUUAUCAAAAGAUGCACCCAGUCAAACAGUGGCAGAAAAUCUAAAUGACAGAGGCAUUCAAUCCUUAAAAACAGAAAGCGAUGAUGCUGAUGAAUGUUACAUGAUUAAUCCAGCUGAAGGAAAGGAAAAGACUGUUAUUUCUGAUCCAAAAUACUGUUCAUCUGAGGAAAAUGAAACUAACUCUGAAAUUAUGGACAAUGAGUGGGACAGCUCCUCAAAUUUCUCAGAAGAAACCAGUGUAAAGCCCCAUGUAACUCAGAAGUAUAUUGUAGAGUGUAAUCAACCUAGCAUACUGGAAGUUCCAGAAAUUAAGAAGGAAGAGGUAGAAUUUGGCCCUUGUGAAACACUUUGUGACUCAGACACAGAGCUAAAAGCACCACAGGAGUCUCACCCAGAUCCUUUUGAGAAGAGAAUUGAAAAUUCCUUCCCUGAAAGUGAAGAAGACGACAACGAGUGCCUGUCAGAAACCACAGAAGUGUCGGUUGAGCUGGACAAAACAAAAGGGAAUUUGAGUUUACUAGAACAAGCAAUCGCUCUGCAGGCAGAGCAGGGGCAUGUGUUUCACAGCACCUACAAGGAACUGGAUAGGUUUCUUCUGGAGCAUCUAGCAGGGGAAAGGAGGCAAACCAAAGUUAUUGACGUUGGUGGGAGACAGAUAUUUAGCAACAAACAUUCACCCAGGCCUGAAAAGAGGGAAACCAAAUGUCCUAUACCAGGAUGUGAUGGCACAGGGCACGUGACUGGGCUGUACCCUCACCACCGCAGUCUCUCAGGCUGUCCACAUAAAGUUAGAGUGCCACUAGAAAUUCUUGCCAUGCAUGAAAAUGUUUUAAAGUGCCCCACCCCAGGAUGCACUGGAAGAGGACAUGUCAACAGCAAUCGCAACACACACAGAAGCCUUUCUGGUUGUCCAAUUGCUGCAGCUGAAAAGUUGGCAAUGUCGCAGGAAAAGAACCAGCUCGAUUCUCCAAAAGCUGGGCAGUGCCAUGAUCAGACUCAGAGGACAAAUUUAGCAAAGCAGCCUGAGGUAUCUCAGUACAAUUACAGAACUUCACAGCCAGUCACCUCCUCCAGAGCCAGUCUGGCAAAAGAACAGGAGAAGUUUGGGAAAGUACCAUUUGAUUAUGCCAGCUUUGAUGCACAAGUCUUUGGCAAACGCACAACAGCACCUGUGGCACAAGGACGAAAAACACCCCAGUUCCUUGAAU